Molecule: messenger RNA, 1314 nt
Organism: Penicillium atrosanguineum
Lineage: Eukaryota; Fungi; Ascomycota; Eurotiomycetes; Eurotiales; Aspergillaceae
Product: Zn(II)2Cys6 transcription factor domain-containing protein
Exons: 3
Coding region: 1-1314 (437 amino acids)
Biological process (GO): regulation of transcription by RNA polymerase II
Cellular component (GO): chromatin
Molecular function (GO): RNA polymerase II cis-regulatory region sequence-specific DNA binding; DNA-binding transcription factor activity, RNA polymerase II-specific; zinc ion binding
Source: RefSeq, a predicted model, not a curated record
AUGACUCACUCUACUUCAUCCCUAUUUAAAAAACCCUUGAUAUGUACUGUCUGUCAGGAGAGAUUCUCGCGCAGUGAUCAUCUCGCAAGACAUUUCCUUCGUCGUAGGCUACCCCAUACAUACGCCUUCUCGCUUUCUGUCCUUGUACCCUCCGCAACUUCCUGCGAAACUCACCCUGAACAUUGUAUCUUCCUACCUGCUGAAGUUUCGAUCAGAUUCUGGACGAAGGCCAUACAAUGCAUUUCAAGAAAACUCCGUUGCGAUGGUAAUAACCCUUGCAGUUCCUGCGAGAAAAAAAAUUACUUGUGCGAUACUGAAAGAACAAUGUCGCACAAAUACGACUUCGCCGGAGGCACCGUCUUGAUGGAAAGCGAUGAGUCCGAACAGGCCUCUGACCAGGUCUUGGCAAAAAUCAUCCUUGCAAAAGGAACGGACAGUUUCACUGAAAACUUCUUUCUCCCACCUUCGUACAAUGAUACGAUUCGUGACUUUCAAUACCAUAAGCUCCAAGGUCUAGAGGCUACUACAUCCACAUUGCCUUGCAGCCCGCCACAACAUGGUGUCGAUUAUGGAACUUCACUAAGUGACACAGAACCGGAUAACCUGCCUUGCAUUGCACACAUGUUUAACGAUUUAUUCAACAAUCCUUUUGGUUAUCCAUGUAACCGGGUAAAUGAUACCUUCGCAGAGCAGGCCACAUACCAGACGAUCGUAUCCACGAUGCCGAAUUCUAGCUUCAAGUCACUCACAGAGCAGCCCAAACUUGAGCCUGAGAGGCCGCUUGCUCGUUUUCUGAUCCAGUCGAUUUUGACGAGAGCAUGGAAGGUGCCUCUCAAAACAAUAGAACAGGACAAAAUAUUCUCAAACUUGGCUUUCCUGUUGACAACUGCACGCAUUGAACGCUUCAAAGAAAUGUAUUUCGAGCACUGGCACCCAAAUGGUGCGAUGGUCCACCCUUCGUCUUUUGAUUUGGAAACCAUCUCACUGCCCUUACUUACAUCCAUUAUAUUCAUGGGAGCCAUGUACUCAAAGGAUGAGAUGGAAGUACGCACCGCGAAGCAAGUGGUCGACUUUACGGAGCUAUUUGUUUUCUCCAGUCCUAUAUUUUCCUAUGAUAGCGAAAUCAGUAUCGCCUUCUUUAAGAACAGAGAUGUUGGUGACAAGCCCAAAGAUUGGACCCAAUUCCAGGAUCUUCAAGCAGGAUUGAUCAUGGUCAUUGCGCAGUACUGGAGCGGCAGUCAUACAUCGCGAAGUCGCGCGAAAGAGGAGAGGUUCCGUCAGGUCAUCAAGGUGCACAAUGAUGGUAAAGUAUAA